AUGCACGAACCUCGUGAAGUAGUUCCUCUGGAGCGCGCUUUCCUGGACGUUCCCGACGUCUCGGAGGACGUACAUUGGCUUUUGCGCCGGUUCGUCAACGAAGACGGUGUCGUCCUGGGUUGGGGCCUUUGUCGCAACGGUGAACUGGGGACGGGUACUCGGAACAACGUCAUUACGCCGUUUAUCAUUGGUGGUUUGGAUAAACCGAUUCGCAUAGGAUGCUCCUCCAUGACCUCCGUGUGGCUAGGCGUCCGCGGUGCUGUCCUUACAAUGGGUGGUGGCAUGUGGGGUGAACUUGGCGUUCCGGACCCACAGGUGAUGCCACUUCUCUCCUGCACUGAACAUGGCGUGCCUAUUUCAACCGCACAAAUUGAUCUCCGGCAAUUCAAUUGGAAUGAGAUGAUUGUGGACGUCAAGGGAGGGCAUGCAUUUUUUGCUGCACUUUCUAGCAAAGGGGAGGUGUUAUUGUGGGGGGCAAACGAUUACGCCCAAUGUACUCCUGAGGUAAGGGGAGCGUGCUGUGCAACACCACGCAAACGCCGUGUGGCGGCUGAGAGAAUUGUGGAGGUUGCUUGCGGCAACUAUACCGUUUUGGCCCUCUCAGAGCGUGGUGAAGUAUACGGCUGGGGCUACACCCUUCUCCUUGGCGAGGAGGAAUCGACGUGGAAGACGUUGCCCCCGAAUCAUUUGAAAAGAGUGAUUGUGGAUGGCGAAGAGAGGGGUACCGUCGUGCAACCUGUUAAAAUUCGUUCGUUGAGUUCCAAGUCGAUAAGCCACAUACGGAUGGGACCGUGGCAUGCCUUUGCGUUUAGCAGUGAAGGCCGUGCUUAUAGCUGGGGUCUAGGGGAGGGUGGCCGACUGGGGCACGGUGACGAGGAAAACGUCAGCUUACCAAAGGAAGUCAAGGGGCUUAAAUCAGCUGUGGUUGAGGUUGCGUGCGGCAGUUUCCACACAUGUUUGGUAACCUCCAGCGGCCUCGCGUACGCCUGUGGAGAUAACCAAGGCGGCCAAUGCGGAGUCCCCGGUGAAGUCAUAGUUACAACCUUUCGUCAACUCGACCUUCCACUACGCCAUAAGGUGAUAUCGGCGUCGUGUGGGCGACACCAUACGUUGCUGCUUUUAGAAACGGGAGAAGUCGUAGCAUACGGAACGGGGUUGGGCGUUGGUGUAGGACUGGGGCACGGCUUGCGGAUGAUACGAGGUGUUCCCAUCAUGGACAACUACAUAUCACUAUGGCUGACAAGUGGGUCGUGCCACAACUUCUCCCUUAGCUUACCCAAGAACCUUUCCAUGCUUAUACUAGGGCUGCCACACCGGGGGGUUCACAGUGCGAUUUCAGUCAUUGGGGUAAAGGAGGGACUCUUAACUGCUGCUUUGGGACAGGGCUUUUCCAUCAUAUUGAAUAGACGCGGCGUGUGUUAUGCAAUGGGAAUGGGUGGAUGGGGACAACUCGGCAUUGACCUCAGUAAAGUGCGGGAUUUCACUCACGAUAGGGUGCCUGUUGUGCGGCAUGCCACCAAAAUAACCAGUCUUAGUUCCUCAGCGAUCGUGCAAGUUAGCGCCGGGAUUUGCUUCUCGGCGGCACUCAGCGAUACCCAGCGUGUCUUUACGUGGGGAAGCAACGUGUACGGUCAGUGUGGACUCGGUGUUAGUCCUAUAGAGAACCCACGCAUUGCUGAACCUCAAGAAAUUGGAUGGCUUGCCGAUAAGAUGAUCGUCCAAGUGGCGUGUGGUUGUUUUUUUGCUCUGGCGCUGAGUGCAACUGGUUGCGUUUACAGCUGGGGCAACAUUGAGUGUUGUGGCGUGGGCGACUUGCCGCUGCCACCGGAGAUACCAGACAACCUUGUAAUGGAGUCGUUAGGAAACGAUAGCACUGCCAGUAUCCUUAUGCCAGUGGAAGUGCCAAGUCUUUCCAACAUCGUAGCCGUGGCAGCUGGGGCUUGGCAUGCAAUGGCGUUGAACGCUGCGGGGGAAAUUUACGCAUGGGGCAUUGGUGCUUGUGGACGACUUGGUUACGGUGGAGAAGAUGACCGCAUCACUCCUGUGAAGGUGUUGCUUUCCGCUUUCGCUACAAAAAUUGGAUGCGGACCCUUUGGGAGUUACGCCAUCACCGAUGAAGGCAAGCUGUAUGUGUGGGGCGCCAAUGGAAGGGCUCAGCUUUCUGCUACAGGAAGCCGCAUUCUCCUUCCAACGCAUGUGCUCGAUGAUGUGAUGGAGGCCACAUUGGGGAAGUAUUUUGCCCUUGUCCUUACUCGCUCCCGUGAGUUCAGGUUUUCGGGCGUGAUGGAGCACCAGAAGGGCGUGUACGUCAGCGAGUCGUUUAACGACCUGAGGAAUAUACCUCCAGAGUUAUCCAGGGACAACCUGUCGAUGGAAGGAUGCCAAGGCGUACGAGUGUUUGCCGGGGUGGAGCAUGCAAUUGUGCUCGUGGAAAAGGACCCACUACCACCAGCUGUGGUUACUGAGCUGCACUACACGUUGCGGGAUCGGCCGGCGCAAAUUAUCAGGCGAAGUGCCCGUUAG
Messenger RNA from Trypanosoma brucei brucei TREU927, 2523 nucleotides. RefSeq names its product regulator of chromosome condensation, putative. The record is from RefSeq and is a predicted model, not a curated record. Bases 1 to 2523 code for a protein of 840 amino acids. NCBI's taxonomy places the organism in Eukaryota, Euglenozoa, Kinetoplastea, Trypanosomatida, Trypanosomatidae. The transcript has a single exon.